This is a messenger RNA of Dentiscutata erythropus, 1224 nucleotides long. NCBI's taxonomy places the organism in Eukaryota, Fungi, Glomeromycota, Glomeromycetes, Diversisporales, Gigasporaceae. The record is from the annotation of a GenBank genome assembly.
AUGAAAAAUCUCGAUUCAUCCUCCAACGUUGAAAUUUCAAAUAAUGAACUCGAUGAAUUUCGUAAACAAUGGAAAGCCGAAUUAUCUCAACAAAAAAGGCAGAUAACUCAAGAACCUCCUGUUAAUUCGUUUAAAGUGACAGUUCAACCGUUAGAACAUUUGAAGGAGACCGAAGAAGAGUUUAAUAAUUUUACUCCUGAAACGUAUGAGAAUGAGGAAAUUAAAAGUAAUAAAGCUCUGGAAAUUUACGUUAUUGCAGUUACCAAAGAACAAGAAGGAAAUUUGAGUGAAGCUCUCAAGUAUUAUCGCCAAGCUUUAAAACUUGAUUCUCAUGUCGAUAAUUUAUAUAGAAAAUAUAUUCAAAAUACCGCAACUGGUCAAAAACUUGGAGGUUUAGAAUUUUCCAAAAUUUUUUCCGAGCACUUGGAAGAGCAUAGAGAAGAUUACAUUAAUGGAAAUAUGCAACUUACAUUAGAACCACUUAUUCCGUACAAUCCUGUUCAUAUUGCAAAACCUCCUAAUGAGUCGAUAAUAAGCAUACUUGAGCAAAUGGCUAUGGUUGGAGAUAUUACUUCUCUUGAAAGAUUUGGGUUAGUUUGCAAGAAAUUCUUAUUAUUAUCGAGAGAACCUUCAUUAUGGAAAUAUUUGUGUGAAAAAGCAUAUAGAUAUCUAAACUUAGAAUGCGAUGAAUCAAAUAAAUUAUUAGCAAAAGAUGUAGAGUUGCUAUAUGCUAAUGAUUGGAGACGGAUGUAUAUAGAAAGACCUCGUAUAAGGUUAGAUGGUAUAUAUAUAUCUACGUGUCAUUAUUUGAGACCUGGGGCCGCAGAAAAUGCCUGGCAUCAACCGAUUCAUUUAAUAACCUAUUAUCGAUACCUUCGAUUCUAUUCGGAUGGUACAUGUAUAUUACUAUUGACAACGACUGAACCAAUCAACGUAGUAAAACAAUUUACACCUGAAUACAAAUCAAAAGGAUUUAUGAAAGGAACAUGGGUAUUGAAUGAUAAUCAUAUUCUAACAAUAUCUGCUACCGACCGUGAAUCUCCUAAAUUUACAUUUUGUUUGAGUUUUGAUUUAAAAUCAACUUCUAUAGGAAAAAACAAUAAAUUGUCGUGGAUUGUGUAUACCAGUGUAAAUAAUCAAACAGAUGAAUACACGGAAAUAGGUCUAAGAAAUGAAAAAAACUAUUUAUUCAGCAAGGUAAAAAGCUAUACUGUCAUAUGGUGA